Messenger RNA from Stylonychia lemnae, 2598 nucleotides. The record is from the annotation of a GenBank genome assembly. NCBI's taxonomy places the organism in Eukaryota, Ciliophora, Spirotrichea, Sporadotrichida, Oxytrichidae.
AUGUACAGGAUAAUGUUUUCAGACUAGAUAUUCGAUCACAAGAUUUAAAGAAUUAUAUAUAAGGACUCUGACUAGUGCAUUAAUCCUGGAGCUGAUUUUUAGGAACUAAGAGAUUUCAACCUAGAAGGUCAUCCACUUGGUCAAUGCUAGCAUGGCGAUGACUUAAGCUGGAUAUUAAACUGGACCAGGAGUCUCAAAGAGUCUAAUCCAUAAUUAGUACUUCAAAAUAUCUAUCAUUUCGCAGCAAUAAUCAUCAAAGACCUAUAAUUACUACACAACAAUGAUCAUUUAGAUAAAGCAAGAGAAUACUAUAAUGAGUCACUCAAAAAAGAGCAAUUGACAUUUAAAUUGAAUGAUUAGCAUUUUAUUCACUUUUCCCAGCAUUUGAUGCCAAUUAAAUCAAUUCCUUGGUAUUGGAUUUUUUCUCAUUGGAUAUAUGGGUAUGAACCUAUAAGGAAAGCCAAGAACAUUGAUAUGUAUGGUAGUACUAAAGCAGCCGAGGCUCUCUAAUAGAGAACAACGAAAUUUUAAGCAGCAUAAGUGUUUUGCAUUGGUUUUGAGCAAAGAUAUUAUGAACUUACUCGACACCUCGGUUAUGACCUUGUGGAUAUUGAGUUACUAGAGACAUCUAAAAUGGUAGUUUUUCAUGAUAAUCCUGCUUUAGUACUUAAACUUCCCUUUGAUUAUUCACUUACUCAUUUAUAGAUUACGGAGAAGCUAAUUUAUUCAGCUAUUUAAGAAAUUAAAAACUAGAAAAUUUCAUUAGAUUAAUUGCAUACAAUCUAUGAUUUUACACUGUCUUUUUUGGAUACCGUAAAUCCAAAUUAAAGUGUUGUCUUACAAUAUAAGAAGUUUGAUGAGAUAAUUUAUUUGACAUCUAGCGAACUUAAAUUUGAAGGAAAGGGUUUAUUACAAAUAAGUGAAUUAAAAGAUUUCAUUGAUUAAAGUCUCUAUGUUUAAGGUUUGAUAAGUGAUUUUGAAAUUAUUCUUAAAAUAUAAUAACCUAAAACAUUUCUAGGAGGUAUUAAAGGAGUAAUUUUAGAAGUGUAAAACAUUUCAUAUAGUAUUGUUGAAUUUAACUCAGAUAAUUAAAUAAUUUUAGAAGAUUUGAAUCUAAAGAAAGAGCUAGAAAGAUAGAUAUAUUUAAUGAUUAAAAGAUAGGUGCUAGCUGCUGACUGGCAUAGUUAUAUUCACUAGAAAAAGGAAAGUAAUCAUAAAUUAAAAGAAACGUAUAUUAAUGAGAAGGGUGAGUUCUUCUUGGACAGACCUCUUGGUCUACCUGAGAGAAGGACAAGAUUUACAAAAUCUAAGCUUUAUGAUAUAUUGGAUGGAGAGGUUGAAAAUUAGACGAAUCUGUCAAAAGCAUUAAUCUUGAAAAUUGGAUCUAGUGAAAACUUGAUACCAGAAAGUAUUAAUAGUUUCAUAUAAAAUUAAAGCUUUUUCAUGCAAAACAACUCUGAUAUACUUAUGCAAGUAUUUAUGAAUAAAAAACCUGGACUUUUAAAAAGUUACACAAAUUCUCUUUAAAAGUUAAUCAGCAAUGUUUCGAACAAUAUCAAAAAAUUAAUUGCAUAAGCAGAAAGAGCUUCUUUAUUAAAGAAUAUAGAAAUGUAGAAAAAAAACUAGAAAUAAAUGUCAAACGAUGCAUAAAAUAAUUAAAACUAACAAAGCGAUCUAAAUGAUCAAGAACUAUAAAUCUUGCAGCAAAUAGGGGGGAUUUUCACAACGCACAACUUGCAGAAACUAAUACCUAAUAUUACUCAACUAUAUCCAGAUCCUAAAAAAGUCAAACUUUAAUUAUCAUUAGAUGAAAAGGAAAUUAUAUCAGAUUCCUCAUCUUCGUAAUAAUUAGAAGAUCAUUAUAUUUUGAGCUAGAUUUUAGUCAAAUUAUAAAUUAGGUUUGAAAAAAAUCCUGGGUAUUGGAGUUAACUAAGAAAUUAUAAUUUUGAGAUAAAGUUAGUUGUUUACCCUUAAGAUAUUUCGACAAAUAUACAUCCAGACUUGAUGAGAUUUGAACUCGCUUAUCUAACAGUUGAUCAGAGCAAAAUCAUUAAUUAAGAGGAAACGGAUUAUGUUAAAUAAUUACUCAUUAAUGAAUUACAGAUUUGGAAUAAAAACUUUGAUUAAAAGUAUUUAAUAGACCCGAUAAGCAUUAUCAAAGAUUUCUUGAAGCUAGAUUAUCUCUAAUUAUAAAUGCAUGAUGUAGGAGAGGCUAUUUCAAUAGAUGUACUUGGCAAGAGAAGAGCUAAUUGCAGCGAAGCAUUAACAUUACAAAUACUAUAGCUUUUGACUGAAUUUGAUAUUCUUAGUGGAGAGAAUUAGAUUGAUAUUGAGGCUAUUUAUAGAGAAACUUAUAAUGAUUGUGAAGACUCUUAGGAUGAUGCAAAUAGUUUAAGCUAAAUAUAAGGCCUUUUCAAAGAUUUUCAACUGAUUGAACAAAAGAUAUAGAGUGAUGAAACGCAAUAAUAUAUAUAGAAGAUAAUAGUAGAUUUUCUUUUCAACAAAUAAGAAUAUAGUUAUGCUUAAUUAGAAAAACUUUUUUAAAAGAAAAAGAAAUUCACAAAAGAAUCAUAAAUCAUUAUCAAUGCAUAGAAUUGA